AUGACGUGCACAGGUUGUGCGGACAAGGUCGUGCAUGCCCUCAAAUCGACAUCCGGGGUCCAGAAAGAGAGUGUAAACGUGAACUUCCUAAUGGGUAGAGCUGAUCUAAACUUCCUUCCCGAUUUUGCGCACGAGAACGAGAUUAUGGAACAGCUGAAGCGUUCCACGGGGUUCAGAGUAGUCAUUCUGGAUUCAGGAGAUAUGCAAGAUGCUGGGCUCGCCAAAGCCUGGAUCUCAAUCAACAGCAGUAGUGGUGGCUAUCGGGCUAUCGAGGGCAUCGACGGGAUGGCAAAAGCGAAACUUCUCGAAACCGCUAAAGGGAGACAUCUGUUCGAAGCUGCAUAUGACCCUACCGUUAUUGGAAUCCGAGAUUUACUCGCUGCCAUAAACGAUAGAGAUCACGGAACCGAAGCACAUCUCGUUCCUAUUCCAAGUGAAGAGAUGUUGACAGCAGACUUAGAAAAGUCUCAUAUGAAGAUUUUGGGGUGGAAAACUGUCAUCGCGGCCUUGUUAACGAUCCCGGUGCUGAUCUUUGCAUGGGCUCCCCUAAACAUACCUCGUCCUUCGGUGUAUAUUACCCAAGUUUUCUUGGCAACUGCGGUGAUGGGUACGGCAUACAAAAUCUACCAGAGCGCAUGGGACACCAUAGUUCGAGGAGGUGCGGGUGGUAAGAGGAUCGACAUGGACGUGCUCAUCACAGUGGCGACUGGUGCAGCUUGGGCUGCUUCCGUAGCUAUCUUAAUUAUCUCCGGACGCAAUGGCAGCUUGACACCGGAGAGCCAACCCGUUGAGCCUUUUUUUGAAACUUGCUGUCUCCUUGUAACUCUCAUACUUACCGGAAGAUGGAUAACGGCCAAAGUGAGGAUGUGGGCGCUCAAGAGGGUUGUUGAUGUUGGAGAAGAAGCGCCAAAGGAUAAAAACACCACCAAGGCUAUGCUUUCUGUCGAAGGCGCUACUCCAGAAACGAUAAGCCCUGAUUUGCUACAAUACGGCGAUGUCUUGGUCGCUGAAAAGGGCGACGUAAUCGCUACAGAUGGGGUAGUAGUUGACGGUAAGGCAGAGGUGGAUGAGAGUCUUUUGACCGGCGAGAGCAAACCUGCAGUUAUGAAGGCUGGCAGUCUUGUAAUGGCUGGAAGCACUGUAGUUACAGGGAGCAUCCGGUUUCGGCUCACAAGGCUCCCACACGAGAACACCAUAUCUGUUAUUAGGCGUAUGGUCCGGUCUGCUGGUGGAGAGAAACCAAAAAUUCAGGCGAUUGCAGAUAAAGUUGCCCUCUAUCUCACUCCUCUCAUACUUGGGGUUGCAACAACAGUGUUUCUUAUCUGGAUUCUUGUUCACGGACUUACUCGCCAGGAAACUUGGGGAAAGAGUGCCGUUAUUGCUAUCACUUACGCCGUCGCUACUCUUGCAGUAUCUUGCCCUUGUGCAAUCGGACUGGUUGUUCCGAUGGUCAUUGUCUUCACCAGUCGAGUUGGCAUCAGGAAAUGUGGCCUGUUACUUGUGAACCCGAAGGCCCUGGAGAGAGGGUGGAACGCCAAAAAGGUUGUUUUUGACAAAACCGGAACCUUGACUACUGGGAAGCUGAAUGUGGUUACAGCAAAGUGUUUCCUCAAUGGAGAAUGGGGUGGUUUUGACGCCGAUGCGGAACAAAUAGUUCGAACUCUCUGCAAAAAUGAGAAACACCCAGUUGCCCGGGCACUAGCAGCAAAAGUGGGUUCCGGUGAAGAAAUCUCAGGUCUUGAGGUUGAAACCAUCAUCGGGAAGGGCUUGCAGGCCAUUUCUGAGAGGAGAACCAUCAGAGGUGGUCAGCCAAGCUGGACCGCGACCGGAGGCGAAAGCCACCCUUUGGUAUUGGAAAUCGUCGAACAAGGACUCAGCGUAUUUACUAUCUCGAUCGAUAACAGUCUACGGGCCAUAUUUGGCCUAGAAGAUACUAUACGACCCGAAGCCCCCGCAGUGAUUGCGGAACUUCGCCGCAGGAAAAUAGAGGCCUAUAUUUUUUCAGGGGACCACAAGGGGGCCGUUGAGAAGGUUGCCACAGAGCUCGGCUUCCCCAAUCAAAACUAUAGAUAUGGCUGCUCGCCCGACCAGAAAUCCGCUGAGAUUAAAUCUCUCCAGGAAGCCUCCCCUGGCACGGUCUUGUUUCUGGGCGACGGCACAAACGAUGCAGUGGCACUCACCCAGGCCGAUGUUGGUUUUUCGUUUGGGGACUCAACCGAAGUCGCUGUCUCCGCUUCCGAUAUUGCUGUUUUGUCUACCUCUUUGAAUUCGAUCCUUGAAUUCUUGGACCUAUGUAUCCGCGUCAAGCGAUGCAUUCUGGCAGGCUUCUCUUGGGCCAUCUUCUGGAAUUUAUUCGCUGUUCUCGCAGCAGCUGGUGCUUUCGUUAAAUUCCGGAUCGAGCCCCAAUGGGCGGGUCUAGGGGAGCUCGGUAGUGUCUUACCCGUUGUUUUCAUCGCAGCACUAGUAGGGAUUUUUUGGCGUUAG
Tuber melanosporum (Perigord truffle) is the source of this 2484-nucleotide messenger RNA. RefSeq lists its product as uncharacterized. Bases 1 to 2484 code for a protein of 827 amino acids. Gene Ontology annotation, cellular component: membrane. The record is from RefSeq and is a predicted model, not a curated record. Gene Ontology annotation, biological process: monoatomic cation transport. Lineage: Eukaryota; Fungi; Ascomycota; Pezizomycetes; Pezizales; Tuberaceae. The transcript has a single exon. Gene Ontology annotation, molecular function: ATP binding; ATPase-coupled monoatomic cation transmembrane transporter activity; metal ion binding.